This is a messenger RNA of Entamoeba histolytica HM-1:IMSS, 576 nucleotides long. RefSeq lists its product as uncharacterized. The transcript has a single exon. NCBI's taxonomy places the organism in Eukaryota, Evosea, Mastigamoebida, Endamoebidae. Bases 1 to 576 code for a protein of 191 amino acids. The record is from RefSeq and is a predicted model, not a curated record.
AUGUUUAGCUUUUCGAAUAAGGAAAAAGAGAAAAUUGAACAAAUAGGUGAUUUAAUCACACAAAAAACAGACAAAACAGACAAAACAGAUGAAAUUGUUACUAGUACAAUAACAAAAGUUAUUAAAUUUAAUGACACUCAAUUGACUAACUAUUAUAGAAUCGAUUUAAUGGACUUUAUUGAACCUACUUAUGGAAAUUUAAGACCUACAAGUCUUAAAAUUAAUCUUACUAAUUAUGACGACAAGAUCUCAACAAUCACAUUCUCAUAUAUUCAUACUCCUCUUAUUAAUGAAUUAAUUGAUCACAUCAAUCAAUCUACACUCUCAGUUAAUAAUCAAUUUAAUAAGUCAUUCUCUUAUACUGUUCAAUCCCCUUAUUUAACUUAUUAUCAAUUAGAUUCUCAAAUGAAUUUAACUGACAUCGACAUCUCUCAAUUAACUAAUGUUAAUCUGAUUAAAGAAAGAUCACAAACAGUGUCUCUAGGUGGAAUUUAUCUCUCUCUAAAUAGAUUCUCUUCUGGUUCUUGCUCUGUUGAAUUAUCUAUGACUCUCUCUUACAAGUUAAGACUAUAUUAA